AAAGGCCUGGUGCUGGGAGAAGCCCGUUGCGCCGCCAGGUGUCCCUCACAGCUCGGGGAGAAGCAGCGCCCAAACCGAGGCGAGAGCGGGGCGAAGGGGGCGCCCACGCGGGAGCCCCCUCCCCAGUCACCUCCCGCCCCGCUCCCCCGCCUCAGCCCUGCCUUGUUCCCGCCCCUUUGCUCCCUCCGCGCAGCCCUUUCCCCGCCGCCCCCUUCUCUUUCCUCUUCCGCCGCCAUUUCAGGGCGGGCCUCCCCGAGCAGCGCGGCCUCCCUCCCUCCCUCUCCUUUCUCCGAGGACACGCUCCGCCAUCAUGUCUCGCUACACGCGGCCCCCCAACACCUCGCUCUUCGUCAGGAACGUGGCCGACGCCACCAGGCCUGAGGAUUUGCGUCAUGAAUUUGGUCGGUAUGGCCCCGUAGUAGACGUGUACGUUCCACUUGACUUCUACACAAGACGCCCAAGAGGAUUUGCUUAUAUACAGUUUGAAGAUGUUCGUGAUGCAGAAGACGCUCUUUAUAACCUGAAUAGAAAGUGGGUAUGUGGCCGGCAAAUUGAAAUACAGUUUGCACAAGGUGAUCGCAAAACACCAAAUCAGAUGAAAUCCAAGGAGCGUCGCCAGUGUUCACCAAUGGAUUACAGAAGGUCAAGAAGCCGCAGCCGAAGAAGGACCCGAAGCAGAAGUUCCUCAUGGGACUGGGGCAGGAGACACUCGGACAGUUUUAGAGAGUCAAGGCGUAGACAACAUUCUUACAGCCAAUCUAAGUCUCGCUCAAAAUCUCUUCCAAGGCAUUCUAGCUCACCAAGACGAUCGAUCACACCCCAAAGAAAUUCGAGUCCCAGGAGAAGGUCGCGAUCAAAGUCCACCCAGAGGAGUUCAAAGUAUGCUGAAAAAUCACCAUCCAGUUCCCAUCGGAGGCGUUCCAGUUCAAGAACAAAGUCACGAUCACAUCCAAAACAUUCAGGAUCUCCAACUAGAUCUCUGUCGAAGUCUCCCCGGAAACAUACGAAUUCCAAUUCUCGUUCAUACUCUCGGAACUUCUAUCAGAGAAAUAGUAACCAGUCAGUAUCUGAAGAAGAUUAAUGCUUGUUUCUUUUAUGACCGUUUUUUAUGAGCAAAGAAUAAAAAGAACAAAAUGUCUGAAAGUUGUUUGAGAUGAAAGGUAAUUCACUGAUGAUGGCCUUGCUGUGUGGUCCUUUUGGUUUAUGCUUCAGUAUGCAAAGCUCUUUACGAUUUCUCUUACUUUUAAAGAAAGAUUGAUUUUGUCUCAUUUGUUUAGUCUAUGUUCCCUGCAUUGUUGUAAAUUGGCCCCAUUCUGUGCAGUGAUACAGUUUUUUGCUGCUCUACUAGAAUGGUUUUAUUGUUUUAAGUCAGACUGCUGUUACUGUCUUGAAGCUGCCAAUACCUACAGACAUUACAAUUGUUCACUGGCUGAAAGCUGUACAGAGAGCCUUUCCAGUUUGAUGGGGAGAGCAAUAAAGUCUGUUUAUUGCUCACACAAGUUUUUAAUUGUUACAAUGUAAUUAUAGUAUAAACAAGGGUUUUUCACUUGAGUUUUUUUUCACUUGAGGGAGGACUGAGCCUGCUGUAUUCUAGUUCACAACUUUUCUUGUCUUUGUUUUGUUUUGUUGUGAUAUCGAGAAUAUAAAAUUCUAAUUUGAAGAUAGCCCUUCUUAGAUGUUUUUCAUUUAAUUAGGUCUUAAUACUGAAUUUAGCUGGCCUGUGAUCAAGAUACCGAAGUAUGUGAACAGAAAGAAUUUGUGUAAAAUAAGAGUAGUCUGAAUGUCACAUUUGUCAGACUUUCCUUUAUUAAAAUGUAGCUUAUAUUAAAAAUGAAAGCUGGCAGUUUCACUUUCAUCUUCCACAUUAACUAAACUUAAUAUACACCAGCUUUCAAAUCCUGAGAUCUAUGUGCAUAUAAGUAUUUUUGGAUCUCCUCUUUCCCUGCCAAAUUAAGGAUUGGUAGGAGAAGAAAAGAGUGCCCCGGUGUCGUUCCUUUUUUGUAACAAGAAAGGUGUGGGUUGUUUGUGUAGAUUCUUAAACUAGGCACAGGACCAGAGGUAAGAUGUGGUAUAUUUCAGCUCGGUCUAAAUUUAGAGCAGAAUGAAGUACAAAUAAAGAGGUAGAAUACAUUCUAAAACAUAUUGUGGGUGAUGAUGCAUUGAAAUGCUUCUCUAGAAAUGGAACACCACCUCAGUAGACAAAUGUCUUAAACUAAAAUCUUGCUUCUUCCUGUGCUCAUGCCCUAUUCCUAGCAAGUCUGUAAGGUAAGAGAAAACUUAAGUGUGAUCAUCCACACAUUUUCUUGUGGAUGUAAAAAAUGUCUUUGUCCCUGUGCUGCAAUCUCUUGCUCCUGUAGAGGGAAUUAUCCUGUUGUCAGCUAGUGGAUCAACAAUAAUGCCUAUUAGUAGACAAAUCCAAAUAGCUUUGGACAUUUUAAAAAAGUGACAAUUGGUUAUGUAAGCUCAUUUUGUCAUACUGUAAUAUAAGUUGUUAGGCACAUAUUUUUCAAGUAUAUUGGAAUGCUUUUGUGAAAGACUCUUAAACCAGUUAACUUCGUAGUGUGAACUUUCAGUUUAUUGCAUUAUAUCUUCAAAUAUUGUAUUAGGAGAGAAGCGUAAAAGACACUUUUGGUCAUGCAUUUUUCAGAAUUCUGUAUCCCUGGAACUGUCUUAACAGUUGAGUCUAAAAUUAUUAUUAGGUUGUUUUAUCUGAUGUAACUGAGAGAAUUUUGAAAAUAUUUUGUAUUUUACAGUAUAUUUACAUUGGCAUUGUGUAACAUUUGUGUUUAAAUAUAUGGUAGCUGUAAUAUUUGUACCUUGUACAAGUUCUGCAUUGUAGCACAUUACUAUAGUGGCAGUAAAAUGGGGUUUCACUUCAUAAACAAAUAUACAGUUUUGUGUUCAGGGCUAUUGUUAGUUCAUAACUUAAGGGUUUUUUCAAUAAAACGAUGUUUCUUUCA
Messenger RNA from Anolis carolinensis (green anole), 2960 nucleotides. It is a transcript of the gene srsf12, whose product is annotated as serine and arginine rich splicing factor 12. Gene Ontology annotation, biological process: mRNA splicing, via spliceosome. Lineage: Eukaryota; Metazoa; Chordata; Lepidosauria; Squamata; Anolidae. Gene Ontology annotation, cellular component: nuclear speck; cytoplasm. The record is from RefSeq and is a predicted model, not a curated record. Gene Ontology annotation, molecular function: RNA binding.